Lindgomyces ingoldianus is the source of this 1014-nucleotide messenger RNA. Its product is annotated as aquaporin-5. Gene Ontology annotation, molecular function: water channel activity. The transcript has 4 exons. The annotation marks the transcript as partial. The record is from RefSeq and is a predicted model, not a curated record. Lineage: Eukaryota; Fungi; Ascomycota; Dothideomycetes; Pleosporales; Lindgomycetaceae. Gene Ontology annotation, biological process: transmembrane transport. Gene Ontology annotation, cellular component: plasma membrane.
CGAAACCUCCUACCUCUGCAUAACAGAGAUCGUUCCAACGGACAGAACGCCGUCGCUCUGGGAAAUACCACCGGUGCCACAUCCUCCUCACAACGCCGUCCUCUCUCCUUCCUCUCCAACAGAUGGCGCAACGAGCUCGUAGCCGCCGCGGCGGAAUUCGCAGGAACAUUCAUGUUCUUGUUCAUUGCGUAUGGGGGCACUCAAGUUGCGAAUACGGCAGCGAUUGCGGAUAAUGCGCGCACGGCGGGACAGCAAGAUGGGAGUAUUACGCAGGCACCGAAUACCAGUGUGUUGUUAUUUAUUGCAUUGAGUUUUGGGUUUUCGCUAAUGGUGAAUGUGUGGGUUUUUUUCAGGGUUAGUGGGGGGUUGUUUAAUCCCGCUGUAACGCUUGGCCUCUACCUCAUCGGCGCACUAACAGCCACCCGCGCAAUAUUCUGCUUCGUAUCACAAAUGCUGUCCGGAAUAUGCGCGGCUGCCGUUGUAGAUGCGAUUCUCCCCGGCCCGCUGAACGUCUCGACAACGCUUGGAGCAGGGACUUCCAUCGCCCGUGGCGUAUUUCUGGAGAUGUUUUUAACAGCCCUCCUGGUGUUUACAAUCUUCAUGCUUGCGGCUGAGAAGCAUAAAGCUACGUAUCUCGCUCCGAUUGGAAUUGGGUUGUCGUUGUUUGUUGCGGAACUUGUUGGGGUUUUUUUCACCGGCGGAUCCCUCAACCCCACCCGGUCCUUUGGACCCUGCGUUGUAACGCAAACCUUUCCAGGCUACCAUUACAUAUACUGGCUCGGGCCGCUCAUGGGCACACUUCUCGCAUUCGGAAUGUAUAAAAUUGUCAAAAGCGUGGAGUACCAGACCGUGAAUCCAGGACAGGACUUUGACGACCAUGAGGCUGAGCUCUUCAAACCUCCGUCCAAUCCCUCGCACAGGGAAGAAGUUGCGCGUCCAAAUGUUGCGGCUAUCGUCGCUGAAGAAGCUGUGCGAAUGGCGUCUCGUAGUUCGGGCUCUGGGUCGGGCUCGGGA